CUGGCGGUGAAAGAGGCGCCAGUCAAACGUGAGGCACAAGAGGCGCUGGGCAAAUCGGCCAAAGCAGUCGAUCCGACCGCUUCUGACGACAAGUUUCGCCAUCAUCUCGCCGUGAUUGUCGGUCUCCUCGGCUUCUGCGCCGCCUGUGGCAUCGCGUCUGCCAGCCUCGGACUAGUGCGCAAGUCAAAACGAGCCAACCAUGAAGAUCACGAACUGGUCGUCAGGCAGGCGGAGGCCUGGACGACGGGGAAAGAGGAGACGGCGACCGAACGAGGCGACCCAAAGAAGGCGGAGGGCACGCAAAAGGUCGACGAGUGUCAGGAAACGCCGGAGAUCCUAGACGUCGCUGGCCAGGAGGGCCUUGCCGGUCCGGAAGACUCGAGCCUCCUCCACACCUUCCAGACGCCCCUCGGCGUCGUGGUUCCCGACUCGGGCACUCGGUUGCUCUGCGCCGGUCUCGAGGCCCCUUUUCCUCGACACUGGCGCUGUCAGAACUGCAGUCCCGUCGCAUCGACAGCCUCGAUGGCGCCGGUUCCGCCGGUUCCGCAGGUUCCGUCCACUCGCACUGGCUCGAGUCCCGCCAAACUGGAGCCCGCCAAUUGGCCUGACGCCCUAAACUAUGUUGCCGACAGAGUACAUUCACCGGAGGACCAGACGACCGGAGAUGGUCGGGCUGUCAUACCAAUUGGCUGGUCGACUGACAGCGGCCUCUUUGUUGUUGGCCAGCAUCCACGGACUCGGCAGACGAGCCAGCCAGGGCAUCUACGACAGCCGCCGCAUCUCAACUACCGUGACCAGGCGAAGCAGCGUCUGCUGAAAGAGCCGGCGUCUUCACGGUUGGUUGAGACCAGCAACAGCCAGAAGAGGAGCAGCGAGAGUGAAGUGGAGCACUUGGCAACCCGUCGUCAAACGUCAGAAUCAGGCGAGCCCAAAGACGCAGAGGAAGAGGAGGAAGAAGAGGACGAAGACGAAGACGAAGGAAUGGAUGAGGAGGAGGAGGAUGACGACGACGACGACGACGACGACGAGGAGGAAGAAAAGCUCGAAGUAGGUGAAGAGGAGAUGGGCGAGGACUCUAAGACGCAUCAACUGGUCAUGGUACCAAGUCUGUCCGUAGGCCGCGGACAGGAGGGCGAAAGCCGAAGAGAGGCAGCGGCCGUGUGGCGCUUGAGUCGUUGUGUAGCAUCGGUCGACUCACGGAGAGAGAAGAACGACCUGCCUGACGGCCAGGUCUGGCAAAGCACCAUCUACACAGAUCAAGGGAUCUCACUGAGAAGCGGCGAGGGGUCAGCAGACGGCCUCUGGAACCCCUUCGACCGCAGGCCGGGUAAGAGACAAGAAUAA
Protopolystoma xenopodis is the source of this 1344-nucleotide messenger RNA. Lineage: Eukaryota; Metazoa; Platyhelminthes; Monogenea; Polystomatidea; Polystomatidae. The record is from the annotation of a GenBank genome assembly.